Chelmon rostratus (copperband butterflyfish) is the source of this 2157-nucleotide messenger RNA. RefSeq names its product keratin, type 1, gene c5 (gene krt1-c5). Lineage: Eukaryota; Metazoa; Chordata; Actinopteri; Chaetodontiformes; Chaetodontidae. Gene Ontology annotation, molecular function: structural molecule activity. The record is from RefSeq and is a predicted model, not a curated record. The transcript has 9 exons. Bases 106 to 1386 code for a protein of 426 amino acids.
ACCUGGUCCAGCAACAUCAGAACGGUCUCUCACACUAUCAGGGUCAAAACCUGACCGAUCAGCACAAGACAAGACCUACCGAAGACCUGAGCUCGAUUGGACGCCAUGGCCUCCACCUUGUCUGUGCGCAGCUACUCGGUACGUCAGCCCUCCUUCUCCAGCAUGUCCGUGAGGGACAGCGGGCGCAGCAUCCGCUCCAAGCCUCCCGUCUCCAUCAGCACGCUGUCACUGUCCCGCUCCGUCUCAAUGGGCAACAGCCUCAACACGCUGGGCUCCAGCCUCUCCUUCAACGGCCUCGGUGUUGCCGCCAACGAGAAGGAGACCAUGCAGGGCCUGAAUGACCGUCUGGCCAACUACCUGGACAAAGUGCGCUCGCUGGAGAAAUCCAACGCUGAACUGGAGAUGAAGAUCAAGCAGCUCAUGCUGGACAGGGCUCCAAAAGGACAUGACAUCGAAGGGAUGAUGGCCCAGGCACAUGCCAUCGGGCAGGAGGUGAGAAAGAAAACGCUGGAGAACGCCCGGAUCAUGCUGGAGAUUGAUAACGCCAAGCUGGCGGCCGAUGACUUCAGGGUCAAGUGGGAGGCGGAGGCCACCUUGUGCCAGUCAGUUGAGAGGGACUGUCAGGCUCUGAGAAGGGCAAAGUCUGACCACGACCAGAUCAUCGCCACUCUGCGAGGAGACCUGGACAGCUUGAAGGAGGAGCUCUACUUCCUCAAGAAGAAUCAUGAUGAGGAGAUGAAUUCUCUGAAGGGGCGUCUGGCCAACGAGCAGGUAAAUGUGGAGGUAGAUGCAGCUCAGGGUCCUGAUCUGGGGGCCAUCAUGGCUGAGCUGAGGGUCCAGUAUGAGAGCAUUGCUCGCAAGAACAAGGAGGAGGCCGAAGCCUGGUACCUCAAGAAGUUAGAAGCAGUGCAGUCGGAGGUCAAAGACAGCAACGAGGCUUUGCGUUGUGCCCAAAGUGAGCUCAGUGAGAGACGACGCUUCCUGCAGGCUCUGGAGGUCGAACUCGAUAGUCUUCGGAAGCAGGUUAGUGUGUUGGAAGGAAACCUGGGAGAAACCGGGCACAAGUACUCUGUGGAAAUGGACCGUCUCCAGGCCACACUGACCCAGCUGGAGGAUGAGCUGUCUCAGCUGCGUCUGGACAUGCAACGUAACAAGACCGACUACGAACAGCUGCUGCGCAUCAAACAGAACCUGGAGAUGGAGAUUGCCACCUACAGGAGGCUGCUGGAAGGAGAGGAAAUGGUGAAAGAAACACCUCCACCUCCCAAAAAAGACCCUGACGUGAGGACCAGGAAGAUUGUAAAAGUCGUUACCCAGACCAUGAUCAAUGGCAAGGUGGUAGAUGAGUCCAGUGAGGUGGAGCAGAUUGAGGAGCGCAGAAAAUGAGCCAAAGUGUGUGCUGAGAAGGAGCAAUAAUGUGUUUUAAACCCAAAGUGCCUGCUGACUGUGGAUCAAUUCUUACCUUCCUGUUAGAUGUUUUCCUUAUUUUCUAAACGUUUUAGUGCCUUAAAAUUUCCCAAAAAUAUACUGAAAUGAAUUAAAAGUAAAAUUAAAGUUAUUCCUAAAAUGAAUGUGUCCCUUAUGACAUAUGUCUGUAUAUAUAACCAACAAAAUUGAAGGAAAAACUCAUAAUACAAUGAUCCCCUGAAAAGAAAUACCAGUAGGUGGUGGGGAGACUUACAGUAAUAAAACAUGACAAACUGUGGACAAAAAAUUGCAAAAAAUCUUAACAAUGUCCACUCAAGAUUUUUUUUUAAUUUAUACAAACACUGAAAUGUAAAAGUCUUUAUGCUAAGCUAAGCUAACCAGCUGCUGGCUGUAGCUUCAUAUUUAGUGCACCGACAUAAGAGCAGUGUCAUCUUCUUCUUCUAUCUUCUCAUCUAACUUUUGAUAUGAAAAUGAACAAGAGCAUUUCCCAAAAUGGUGAAUUAUUUCCUCAAUACAGACAAAAGAGAUUUCUGGAAGAUUACAGUUAAUGUAGUGGAUUGAAAUUUGCAAAUCAUUGUAUGCAAAUGCUUUCUAGAAAAUCCUCCAACAGUAUCUCCCACAUUUGCAUGAUAGUUUCUCUGUAAAAUAGUAAUGGGAGUAUUGUAAUGUGCUGUCGUUUUGUGAUAGAAACAAACAAAUCAACCAAAGCGGAUGUACAGAGUCAAUAAA